AUGCGCUGGGUGGUAUUCCUGAUUUUACUACAACCAGCUUGCGGUCAAUUUGGGGAGAUUGCAUCUUUGGCAUCAUCAUUCUUGGGCCCUGCCCUUUCCGGUGGGCUUGGUGGCGCUGGAGCCGCUGCGGGAGCCGGAGGUCAAGCAGUUUCGGCGCUCUCUCAGAUCGGACAAUUGUACCAAUUGGCCCAAGGAGCUCUGCAAUUGACCGGGACUGGAGUCUCGGUCUUAAACAAAGCCAGUGAGGGAGCCUGGUUCCCGGCUGCUAUUGAAAACCAAGCCAAGACAAAUGAGCGGUUUGGUAUUGCUGGUGGAUCGCCUGGUGGUUUGGGUGGUCUAGGUGGACUCGGUGGUCUCGGCGGACUUGGAGGUCUUGCUCCCCAACCAUCCGCUGCCAAAAUAGGCCCCGAAUUUGGUGUGGAUUACAGCAACAUUGACGAUAAGGAUGAUGGAGGACUGGAACCGAUUAAUGCCAGCACAACAACGGAAACGCCGCUACUCGUCACGACAUCGCCCCCGGAUCCAUUCACAACCAUGCCCAGUGAGACUGAGCAUGUCACAUUGUUCCCGCCGGAUUAUGAGAAUUUUGAGAAGGGGAAUGAGAUUAACAUCGAAAUCCCAAAAGCCUCGGGCAGCACAGACGGCGGUGAUUAUGAAAAUAUCAUUACCGAAGGCGAAAAACAAGUCCGCAUUGCUUCCCACCUAGAUCGCGAUGAUGAUGAGAAUCUGCUUGAAAAAGCCUCCAGCCGCCGGGUCCGCGAGAAUCAUGUCGAACGCGCCGUACCUAACCUUGAGAAACUGAUCGAGGUCCUGGAAAAGAGCCACCUAUCCAAGGAUGAAAUUAAGGAGAUUGUGAAUCAGGUCGCUGGAAACGCGAACAACGAACAAUCGGGACCGUCUAAUCAUAUUGAUCUGAAUUCUGGGGUUCGAAACAUCUCUCCAUCGCAAUUUGAAAAUCGUCAGCGUAUUCUAAGGGCCUCUCGAGAGCUCAACAAGAACGUUCACCCACGUUUUGUAUCGCCUAGACAGCAGCGUGGCAUUAAUGCAAAAAUAAUUGAUAAGGAUUCAAUUCAAGCUAGACCACUGGCUACUGUGCCACUAGCGGUUACGCAAUCUCCCUACAAUCCUUACGGCUUCGUGUUGACAACUCCUCAACCUCAAGUACAACAGGGUCAAUGGUAUCAGGGCAGGUGGUACCCUGCUUAUCAACAAGGCUUCCAACAGCAAUGGCAAUUCCAAUACCCUGGCCAGGGCCAAACCCCGCAACUCGCCUACCAGCAGUAUCAAUAUAAUGGGCAGCAAGGCCAAGGGCUUAGCCAUGUAUUCCCACAACAGCAACAAGUUGUGAACAACCAACAACCACAACAACAACAACAACAACAGUAUCGACCACAACAACAAGUCAACCAACUCCCACAAUACGGAGUCCAGCCCCAAAACGUCCAACAACCCUAUUACUACCAACCAAAUCAACAGUACCAGCAGGGACAGCAAUAUCCAAACCAACAGUAUCAGCAGAAUCAACAAUAUCAGCAGCCGGCCGUUCCUCAGAACCCUCAACCUACCGCACAACCAUACCAAAAUCCACAACAAUUGGCUACUAAUCAACAAUUGCAACCACGCAUUGCUAUCUCACCAACUGUACAGGUCGUUCAGCCAACCAACAGUGCUGGUUCAGCCGGCCAACAGCCAGCCAGGCGGUCAGUUCCUACUCAGCAAGUCGUUCAUCAGUCUUCCCACCAAACUGACCUGCAGGUCGCCAGAGGCAGCACACACAAGAAACUUCCGCUCCAAGAGAGAUCCGGGUCCACGACCUUUGUGAGGAGACAUAGCCGCCGAGCAUGCGCUACAAACGCAAGUCCUGCCCGCGAGAAUGCCCGCGCCUGUGUUCUAGGCACGGGGCACAGCCAUGUACCGGACAUCCCAUCUAAUUAUUCCGAACUACCGCCCAAUCACCCCUCGCCCUCGAAGAAAAUACCCAACGAGAACUGCUCGUACCCUACCUUUGACCACUCCUUCUCCGCGCAUCGAAUUACCCGAAGGCAUCUAUGC
This is a messenger RNA of Mesorhabditis spiculigera, 2052 nucleotides long. Lineage: Eukaryota; Metazoa; Nematoda; Chromadorea; Rhabditida; Rhabditidae. The record is from the annotation of a GenBank genome assembly.